AGUGAAAAAGUUUUGUCAAGUCCUGACACCGUGACACGUCUGAGAGCUGUCACCUCCUCUCCUGUGGAUUAUUCCUCCUGACUUACUCCUCAAAGAAAACAUCCACUAACUCGAGACAUCAUCGCUGCUCUGCUGCUAGACAAGGACUCUUCAGCAACUACCCUCUGCCCCCCCAAGAGUACCUCCACACCCCCCAGGGACCUAGACUCAGCCCACACCAGCGCCUCAGACUUUAACUCAGCAGACAUGGAGGGUCACACGGUGAGGCUGGCUCUGCUUCUCUGCAUCACUGCUGCAGCCUCUGCCUCGAGUCAGACGUGUGAUCCGAAAAAGGUUAAUGACAAGCCAUGGUUCCACGUGAGGGAGAUGCUAAUUGGCUGCUGGACCAGCUUCGUCACAGAGGACCAGCUAGAGGUCCACAUCCUUAACUUUGCUGACAUGCAGAGUCAGGGGAUGUUCGCUCUGGAGAUGAUAAAUGCAAAGCCAAUGAACCUCAUCCUCAUGUCGGCCCACACAGUUUACUGUCUAGUCAACAUCAACGCUGACGUCAACAUUCAUGUGAGCAAUAACUCAUCGAUAGUCAUGCAUGGUAAUAAAUAUCAGGACAACGUCCACAAGCAUGACAUCCCCACUCAGGAAGAGGAGCUGGUCAAGUGGGCAACACAGAAGUUUGGCGGCGUGACUUCCUACACCACCAUCCGGAAUCUGAUAUCCAUCUCAUCAACAGGAACGACAGGAACCAAACCUGGGUCUCGUCAUUGUGUGCUUAAAAGUGAAGAUGCAUUAGAGAAGCACUUCAUGGAAAUUACCACCCAACCUCUUGCACACUCGCUCUUGUCGUGCUCACCGCAGCAGCCGAAGAACCCAGCGGAUGACACCGAGCUUCACAUCAUUAACAUCCCAGAGAAUGCGAGCAUUAGCAAUGUAACACUGCGUGUUGACAUAAAGAAGAUCAGGGUGUUCCUCAGGGGUCCUCAGGGAACGACGUGGAUCGUCCUCAAUGCACAGUACACCCAGUUUGGUUCCAACAAUGACAUCCUGCUGCCCACACAAAGAAUCUCGCCCUUGCACACGCUGACCAGUGACAAUGCGAGGGAUGUGCAAAGGAAGGCUUUAGAGGUUUUUAAAGUCAGCACUUUCACCAGCUACACUGAGCUCAGACCAGUGAACCCCACAAUCAUACUGGUCCUUGGGAAAAAUGACGACCUGGAAGUUACAAAUUCAACACUUGGACCAAUCAAUUCAAGCACAAGCAGCAGUCCUCACCAGAUGCCUCUGCUGAUGCAGCUGUACUCCUCGCCAGAUUACCGCUCUCCCCUAGACGCCAACACCAAGGUAUACAGCGACAAGAGAAUUUACGCUGAGAUUUCAAGUCACACUUUUGGGGACAUCGCCUUGACCAUCAAGGUGAUCAGCUGCUUCGUGUACUCUAAGGAUUCAUGCCCUGUAGUAAAAGAACUGCCCUUCAUCCCGGAGUCCUGCUCCUCCAAAUCCUGCCCCAACAGCAUUCGACUCAGCUUCUCUUUAGAUCAGCUCCAAGAGCUGACGUCCACCACGUGGGACCUGGAGUGCUCCGUCAAACUGUGCUACUUUGAGAAAUGUGGAGAUGGAGGAAAAGUGAAGGUGGAGGUUACCCAGCCGUGUCUGCAACCACCAACCCCACCGUGCUUUGAUUUCGGUCUACCUGGUGUCCUGGGCAUUGCAUUUGGAGGGUUCCUGAUUGGCGUUUUACUUAUUGGAGCACUGUGGUUCAUCAAAAUUAAAACAGGAUACCCAACUGGAUUAGACAUGAGCACAACUGCAGCAAGUCUUCCAGGAUGCCCCUGCUCAGGUGCCAAACGACAACCAGUUUCGAACAACCCUUCCCCCUCUGAGAACAGCAGCGCUAACGCUAGCAUCGGAAGCACCCAAAGCACGCCGACCAGCAGCAUGGCAUGAGAUUAUGCUAAUCUGCACCACCAGCAGGGCCGCCGUCUCCCCUCAAAGUCACCUAUAUGGGUUUUGUGCUUUUGUUUUCUUCAAUAAUGCUUGAGAAGCAUUUAUCCCCUAUCCUGCCCUCUCGUUAAAUUCAAAUAAUAUUAAAAAAAAGCACAACCCACCGGGCCGAGGUGACAGAUAAACAGAAGUCUAAUCUGUGGCUUCUGACGCUCACCUCUGUAGCUUCUCUAUCAAGCUCCUGGACAGGAAGUUAAAGAGGGCAAGAGAGAAAAAAAGGCUCCCAGCAACAGGAAAAACAAACCACAUCCCCCAAGAGCUAACAGGAAAUUCACCGCAUUCCUUUCAGUGAAUUGUGCUUGUGUGAUGGCAGCACAAUAAUAGUCAGACAGGAGACAAACCAGUCAAAAGCUUGACUUUGAAAAACAGAUGAAAAGCUGUUUUGCUAUCACAUCUAAGCCGCCAAAAUUUACAAAGGGCUUUAGUUAGGUCAGUCCAAAAAGUUAUCAACAACACCUCGGGGGACUGAGAGGGUCGAUGUGUUCGAAUCUCUUGGUCAAUUAAAUGCUCACUUUGAGGGGUAUUUGUCCUAAUUGGAGUUCGAGGUCAAUAGUUACCAGCUACCUCCUAUUGCUAAGAAGUCUGGGGCUAAGUUUUAACUUACCAAUGGAUUUCUCUGCUGAAUUGAAUCUUACUUUCUGCCUUUUUCAUGUUUUUUUUAACUUCACAGCUCACCCGCUGGGUCAUUUGUAGCUCACAAAUCUAAAGUUAUGGUGCCAUUUUCGUGCUAUGCAAUAGCGGUGUCGGGGAGUCCAUAUUGAAAUAGUAACCCCAUGGCUUUUUUGGAAGUUGGAGGAACAUUCUUGAUUCUCUAAUCACCCAAAAAAACCAAUCUAAAAUCUUGUUUAUGGCCAAAAGGUAGCAAUAAACCAUUAGGAAUAGGAGCUUGGAAAUAAUCACUCAUGUAAUGUGCAGUAUGGAGAUGUAUGGCUGUAUUCAGAGCUGAGUAAUGUGCCUGUAAGGAGGAGUUAGCACAUCAGUUUUCAGGUUUCUAUGUGGACUCAUGCAGCUGCACCCACUGGGUGGAGUUUCCCUAAAAUAGUCUGUCUGGGGGUUGAAUUCCAGUAGUUUUCCUCUGGUCAUUGUCUGGUCUCUUCAGGAUUAGUCCAUCACCACUUCCUGAUGAUUUGUUGCAACCAUAAAACUCAAGCCUGUGAUAACACACACAUACAAAAAUAGAAUCUUAACGUGUUGCGUUUAAUUCUUUUCUGGCCAACUGAAUCACCAGCCUUGCCUGCCCUCCAAGGUGCAGCUGUUUAUUGUGCAUAAAGCAUCACUCUUCUGCUUAUUAAGAAAGCAAGACUUUGACGUUAAAUGUGGUAUGAACUGUCCAACCUUCACGUUCAUGUUCAAUGUCAUUGUGCCACUAAUUGCAGCUAAUGCUCCGCUCUGUCUCUUGAUCGGAGACGAGUCUGCGGAAGGGAAAAAUAAUUUUUAGACCUCUAAUGGACGUUAUUGAUCAGCUCGCGGAGCUUUUCUUUUUGAUGAACAAGCACACGUUGAUACAGGCUGAAGAGUCCCCGCCUCAACUCCUGGAAAAGUAUAGGUACACACAAAGGGCUGUGAUAUUAUACGAUUGAUAUUGAGCAUUUCUUAGAAAUUAGAAAAAUAAAUGUGUGCAAUUAUUUUUUCAAUGAAUAGUUUUGGUCUAUUGAGUUUAAGCUUCUCCGCUUUUCUUUAAGCUUUAAACUCGUCCCCAGCUCUGAAUACAGCUAAUUAGCACUCAAUGGUAUAAUCACAAGCAACAACAUUUUUUAUGUUCUGUUUGCAACAAUACAUUAGUCAGUAAAGAUAACUGCUUUAAUGCAAACUACUUUUAAAUAUUGUGGCUUUAAUUUCAGCUAUACUGAACAUUUUUAAUUAUAUGGAAAUCAUUUGAGAAAAAUUGAGUUUGAUGUUAAAGAUAUCAACUUUUCUUGCUAUAUGUGAUUGCUGACAUGCAUGAGAGCUUGCAUGAUGGGGGAAUUCCACGAGGGCUGCAGUCCUAGAGUGACGGUUGAUCCGUGAACCCACUGUUUCUUUCAUUUCUAUCAGUGUAAAUGUAUUUUUAUAUUUUUACUUUUCAAAUAUUCCCAUCACAUGUCAAACCUCUUGAUUAAGCAGGCAAUCCUUUCAAAUAGUAUCAACAAUACAAGAAGCACCAGAAUUGUGAAAAUGUUCUUUAUAUACAUUUUAUUUACUGAUGCAUAUAUAUAUUCACAUGCCAUUAUAGUUACUCACCUCCUCUUUUUUGAUUGUUUGAAUAAUUUAUUCACCUUCCAAGCUAAUCUUAAAACAGUUGAGUGUUUUCCAGACCAACGACAUUUGUGAAAUGUCUCCUCAUUGUAUGUAUUUGAGCUCUGUAGCUUAUUCCUCCUUGUGUGUAUGUGUACGUUUUCCGUACACUGCAGAUUUUCUUUGUGUAUCCGUGUAGAGACCGAACAAAGAGGGCCAGUACAAAAUGCCACUUGAGUAUUUGUGCAAUAUGAUGAGGGUAACUUGUAUGUAGUGUCUAUAUGUACUUUUAAUUAUGUUUUUUUUUGUAAGUGUUGUAUGAUAUGCUUAUUUUUCUUAACCUGCUUCCCUCUCUUAUGUAUUUGAAGAACUGGGACUAUCUCUAAUCAAGGCACUUAUCAAAUGCACAGGAGUUGUUUUGUAUAGUUUUUAAAGUCCUCAUAUUGAUUGGUGUUUUUCCAAAUUACAUAGCAGUCGCAGACAGUGUGUGUCACAGACAGUAAAUUCGGUUUGUUUCUUUUACCCCCUGUUUGACCUGUCUUGGCCUCUUUGUCAGAUUCCCCCCGCGGCCCAAGAACACAGCGUAUCUCCGCAGAUGCUGACAUCCUGACAUUGUGUUUGUGCAUUGUGGUGUCCUCAGUGGGUGUGAUGGAGAAGGAGAAUGUUGAAAGACAGAAUGUCUCAUCGCAAAGUAGCAUCUCAGUUCAGUAUCCUGGUGUUGUUUUUACUACACUUUAAAACUUUUUGUGAAAAAUGCAGUACUGAUUUUUUUCAUUUCAUAAAUUGCAGCAAAUUAGACACAUUCUAUAUAUUUUUGUUGAAGGUCAGGUAUUCAAGUAGGUAAACAUGAAUAUAAAAUGAAAUUGUUAUUGUCAUUGCCUCUGUCCACAGCUUCCUCCUCAGGCGAUCUACACACAGUUAAGGAAAUAUACGCAUGUGUGUUUGUGUGCAUAUACAUGAUAUAUGUAGCACAUUUAUGUGUGCAUGCUCAAUUGUGUGAGUGACUGUGUGUAGGUGUACUGUAUGCCUACAUUUCUGUCUGCAUAUUUUUCCUCCAGUCUUUUGAAAAUGUUUGGAAUCCUGAAUUUUUACUAAGAAAAACUAUGAAGCCAACAAACCAAGUCUGAAUGUCUGAUUUGAUUUUGUAGUAGAAGUAUAAAAUGCAGUGUUAUUUUUAUGCCAAUAUGCAGCCUUUUACCAUUUAAAAUGGGUCCAAUAUGUGUUGAGAUAGUAUUCAACUGAUGUCAUGUAUUUUUAUAUUGUCUCUGAACCAAAUACUGUAUUAGAUUUCUCUGGAAUUAUCAUAAUAAAGUGAA
Paralichthys olivaceus (Japanese flounder) is the source of this 5525-nucleotide messenger RNA. RefSeq names its product endoglin (gene eng). The record is from RefSeq and is a predicted model, not a curated record. NCBI's taxonomy places the organism in Eukaryota, Metazoa, Chordata, Actinopteri, Pleuronectiformes, Paralichthyidae.